AUGAAAACCUUGCCAUUCAUAUUCGCGUUUGUUCUGGGUUUCGUAAGUACUACUAAACCAGCACCUGUCACUGAGCCCACUGCUCCAUACACUAUUACCUUGGUAGAGCGUUCUCCAUUCGACAAUCUUGAUUGGCCUCAGUAUCUCGAAGCUCAGAAGAGACACUUAUCCGUGGAUCGAUAUCCUUCAUUAGUAUCGGACGAAAAUGGAAUGCAUUUGGACAGACGUGGGAACAAGGCCGGUGCAAUUGGCCUUGAUGUUAGUCUCGUUGGUCCCAUCACUGUUGGUCAACAGAAGUUUGAUGUAGUCUUUGAUGUUCAGACGGCUACGCUCUUUGUGCCGUCGGUGAAGUGUAAAUCGUAUGCUUGUGUAAAUCAAAAUAAAUACGAUGAAAAAAAAUCAAAAACAUUCAAGUCACUCAAUGAUCGCCACACUCAAGUGUACGGCUCUGGGCCCGUCGUUAUGGAUUUUGGAUUGGACGAUGUCACUGUCGCAGGAUUCACGGCAAAGAAAACAGCAUUUGGUGUCGCCAUCGAAGAAUACCAGGGAAGAAAGAUCAUACCUCCUGGUGAUGGGGUAUUGGGAAUGGCACUCGAGGGGCAGGCCUAUAAAAAAAGAUCAGCACCCUUUUCAACACUGUUCAAGCAAGGUAGUUUGAAGAACCCUGUUGUAGGGAUCUAUGUUUCCGGUGGAAAUACAUCUUCCUUGACAGUUGGCGGUGUUGAUAAAACAAAGUUUACCGGUCAAUUAAAAUUUGUCAAGACAAUAGAUCCCGCCGGACAUUGGUUCAUACCCAUUGAGGGUAUAUAUGUGAACAAUAAAUUGAUAAAAAUCAAACCAAUUCCACCGUUUCCGCUUGGUGCCCUUAUUCAUUCUAGCACACAAUUAAUGAAUAUUCCCCGACAACACGCAGCUAUUAUUUAUAAGUCAAUUCCCGGUGCAAAGUUGAUUGACGAAGCCAAUGGAAUUUAUGGUGUACCUUGUGACACCGAGGAAACACUUGCAUUCCAAUUCAAUGGCUUAACAUUUAGGCUUACGCCGAAGGAUUGGAUAAUGAAGCGUAUCGAUAAAACAAAGCUUUGUCAAGGGGGAUUAGUGGGACACCCAAGAGUCAAAUAUUGG
Messenger RNA from Acaulospora morrowiae, 1122 nucleotides. Lineage: Eukaryota; Fungi; Glomeromycota; Glomeromycetes; Diversisporales; Acaulosporaceae. The record is from the annotation of a GenBank genome assembly.